Cuscuta epithymum is the source of this 2443-nucleotide messenger RNA. The record is from the annotation of a GenBank genome assembly. Lineage: Eukaryota; Viridiplantae; Streptophyta; Magnoliopsida; Solanales; Convolvulaceae.
GAAAUAUGCGACUAACAAUUUUUAUUAAUGAAAGAAGGUAAUCAUAAGUGGAUGUCCAAAAAUGACGGAUUAUGAAACCUUAGUGGCCAAUAUGAGAUUCACAUAUAAAAAUAAAUGAAUAAUGUCCAACUUUAGGAGUGUAAGGUUUAAGACAAUGGUGCACUAACUUAAAGAAGAAUGAUGAUAAUAUUAUAUUUGAAUUAAAUAGCACAGAAACGAGAAAUGGAGAAAUAUGAGAAAAAUAAUUUCUAAAAAAUAUGCGAUACAAAACUUGGGAAAAACACAUUGAUAUUAAAAAUAAUGUAUGGAUAUACUUAUAGAUAUACUUCCAUGUGCUUAUACAGUUUUUUACAUUUAAAUAUAUGAAAAUGAUUUCUUCUUAUAACUUGUGUAAAUAACAUGGGAAGCCCGGUGCACAUUCACAUCCCCACAAGGUGAAGGUCCGUGAAGGGUCCCACCACGUACAAAGGUUGAUUAAAGCACAAGCCUUCCCCACUCAAUUCCCAAGGCUUGAACUCGUGACCUUUUAGUCACACAGCAACACCAUAAUCAAUGCGUCAAGGCAUUCUUCUUCAUAUAACUUGUCUAAUAACACAAUAAAAAAUCUACAUGUUCAAAUUUAGAAAUCAUUACAUAUUUGUACAUAAUUAAAUAUUUAAAUAUAAAAUGCAAUACAUUUCUAGCAAUGCAUUGUGUUAUGAAAUGUCAUAAUGUUGCUACAAAGAAAUAUCACAAAAAUUUAUUAAGUUUUUAAUUAAAGACAUUAUUUUCCAUCACAGAUACUCUUAUAUAAUUAUAUAUAAUGUGUUUAUGUAUUAUACUACCUCCGUCCAUUAAAACUUUGUCAUUUUUGAGUUUUCAAGUCAAUUGUGGUAAAGUUUAGACCAUGAUUUGGUUUAUUGGUAUAAUAUUUGGAAAGUUAUAAAUUUCAUACUUUAAUGAAAGUACUUUUGACAAAGAAUAUUUUCAUAUCAUGUUUAUAUUAUACUACCUCUGUCCCAAAAAACUUUGCAAUUUUUAAAACUUUGACUAACCAUAUAUUUUUAUUGAAAAUUAUUUAUAAUAUAAAAUUUAAUUAUAUGAAAAUAUUCUUUGUUAAAAGUACUUUCAUAAAAGUAUAAAAUUUAUAAAUUCCAUAAUAUUAUACUAAUCCAAAUCAUGAUCCAAGUGUUAUGAAAUGGAAAAGUUUUUUUUGAAUGGAUGUAGUAAAUAACUUCCGGUAAUAAUAUAUAAUUGGUCAACGUUGAACUUGGUUGACCAAAAUAUAUAUUCAAAGAUGACAAAGUUUUAAAGGAUAGAGGGUGUAUGUGUAUAUAUACUCUAUAAAAAUUACUCCCUUCAUCCUAAAAUAAUAAUCGUUUUAUUUUCCUUUUCAUGAUGUACCAGAAUAGUUGUCUUAUUUCCUCUUUUGACUCUAAUAUGUACCUCAUAUCGAUCAACACACUUUUAUCUAGGCAUGGACUGGUCCCGGGCCGGGGCGGGCUUUUUGGGUUUGGCUUCGGGCCCGGAACCAACCCGGGUUUCCACCGGGUCCGGGUCCGGCCCGGCCCGGCCCGAUUCCCGGGCUUCUUCAAUUUUUUUUUGCUUUUCAUCUUAUCCCCCGACCCCCCCACCCCACCCCACCCCCAAAAAACACCCAGCCCAACCCGGGAAAAAACAAAAAAAAAUGAAGAAAAAAAAUAGGCCCGAACCGGGCCCGGCCGGGCCGGUUCCUAUUUUGGGUGACCCGAGCCCGCCCUGUGUAACCCAGGGCCGGGCCUACCCGGACCGGUCACCGGGCCGGGCCGGUUCCCAACAGUGCCGGGCCGGGCCGGGCCACGGGCCGGUCGGCCCGGAACCGGUCCAUCACUACUUUUAUCAUACUCAAAUCAUAAGCAUAACUUUACCUUUUUAAUCACUUUGCUAAAACUUAUGAUAAAGCAAACCAGACAAUUACUUAGGGACGGAGGGAGUAAUAUAUUAGCUUAUUGUAUUGUACUGUACACUUUUGGAAACGAUCCCUCAAUAUUUAGUUUCUGGGUCUACAACUACUCGGAGAGUUUCCGUGUUUCAUAGUACCUAACCUAUGAGUCUAUGACAACAAAGAUCGAACCACAUAAAACCAAUUCAAACUAGACUAGUUAGAACACAAAAAUCACAAAAGAAGAGAGAAUAAAUGAUGAUCACUUAGACACUUUACACUUAGCUCGUUGCAUUAUUGGAGAAGCAAAUUUGGCGACCAAUUUUUCGCCAGAUACACAAAAAUCAGCCUGCCCUUGCAAUUGUGGGUGGAUUACUUGUGAUGUGCUCUUAUGAUCAAAUUUUGUAGAGUAGUGUGCAUCUGGCGACCAACUAAGCUCUUUAUAAAUCAUUUGCUUUUGUUAAAUGUUGCAGUAUACCACCCAUAAUCCCUUCUUAAAUUCUACUUCAAUUCUUUUAUACUUUUCUUUUUUUGAGGGAAAAU